UUAUAAACUACAAUAAUGAUUAUUUACAAGUUGUAAGAAUAAUUGUGAAGUUUUGUGAGAAAAAUUGCGACUUUUCCCUGAGAAAUAAAUGUGAGAGGUUCUUGUGUCAUAAUUUAUCAUAAUCAAGUAAAAUAUAAAAGACAAUAUGUACAGUAUAUUUCUACCCUUUGCCUCCCUAAUAAUGGAUCUAGUGACGGCCUAUGUUUACCUUAAGAAUGAAUUCUGGUUUUCAGGAAUAUCUACAGCAUUGAUAGCUCUCCUUCCUCUUGUUACAUCCACAGCACUUCUGUAUACAGGCUGUGCCAGAAUUCAGCAGGCCACAAUACUGCUUGGAUUUAUGCAUGCUGGUCCUCAAAUAAUACUUCAAACUACUAUCUUAGUCAAAUAUUGGAAUCAUUUUCAAGGGGUGCUUAUCAGCUAUGGGUCUAUAGACAGCCCUCAGUCGACAAUAAUUGUAUUAACCUGUUUGUGUGGAUCCCUGGUUCUAGCUAAAUCUGCUAGAGAAUGCCAUUUUUUAUGUCAGGCUCCUUCGAAACCUCUUCGUGUGACAGCCUCUUACUUCAGAGCAAGUCCAUUCUUUCUUUUCCACAUAAUCUUCAGGGGGAUUUCUUUAGGUUAGUUUUAUUAAGCCAAAAAACUGUUUACUAAAUUUUUCACAUAAUCUUCAGGGGGAUUUCUUUAGGUUAGUUUUAUUAAGCCAAGAGACUGUUUACUCAAUUUUCCACAUAAUCUUCAGGGGGAUU
Eurytemora carolleeae is the source of this 743-nucleotide messenger RNA. RefSeq lists its product as uncharacterized. NCBI's taxonomy places the organism in Eukaryota, Metazoa, Arthropoda, Copepoda, Calanoida, Temoridae. The transcript is spliced from 7 exons. The record is from RefSeq and is a predicted model, not a curated record. Bases 146 to 619 code for a protein of 157 amino acids.